Messenger RNA from Phycomyces blakesleeanus NRRL 1555(-), 183 nucleotides. RefSeq lists its product as hypothetical. The record is from RefSeq and is a predicted model, not a curated record. The transcript has 2 exons. Lineage: Eukaryota; Fungi; Mucoromycota; Mucoromycetes; Mucorales; Phycomycetaceae. Bases 1 to 183 code for a protein of 60 amino acids.
AUGUCUACUUUUUCCAAACCAAUUUCUCUUUGUCGAAAUUUCAUUCUCGUUUCGUUGACAAAAGCCUUUACAAUCUAUGCUAUUUGGGGAGCUCACUGGGCCUCUGUCAUGGACGAACAGCCCUUCCUUUCUGGUGUGAUAGCAGUCAAGACACUUGUGGUGAUAAGGCGCUUCUUGGAGUAG